Messenger RNA from Thlaspi arvense, 1434 nucleotides. Lineage: Eukaryota; Viridiplantae; Streptophyta; Magnoliopsida; Brassicales; Brassicaceae. The record is from the annotation of a GenBank genome assembly.
AAGGAGAAGCCUAAUUAUGGAAACAAAACCCUAAAACGAAGCUUUGAUCUCUCCGAAAUCGGAGUUCGUAUUUUUUGUGUGUUCUUCGUGUUUCGGAAAAAAAUGUACAAGAAUCAGCUACAGGAGCUUGCGCAGAGGAGCUGCUUCGGCCUCCCAUCGUAUACUUGUAUAAGGGAAGGCCCAGACCACGCGCCGAGAUUCAAGGCUACGGUUAACUUCAACGGCGAGAUCUUCGAGAGUCCUCAGUACUGUUCUACUCUCCGUCAAGCUGAACACUCUGCUGCUGAAGUUGCUCUCAAUGCCCUCUCUAAUCGUGGCCCUUCUCACUCUCUCGCCGCUAGGAUCUUGGAUGAGACUGGUGUGUACAAGAAUCUGUUACAAGAGAUAGCUCAAAGAGUGGGAGCUCCUCUUCCACGAUACACUACCUUCAGGUCCGGUCUUGGACACCAGCCUGUGUUCACCGGCACCGUAGAAUUAGCCGGAAUCACAUUCACCGGAGAUUCGGCUAAGAACAAGAAGCAAGCGGAGAAGAACGCUGCUAUGGCUGCUUGGUCUUCUCUAAAACAACUGGCAAAAGAAACUUCAAGUUCAAUGCCUGAGCCUGAGAACAUUGACGAACUAGAACAGGUGAUUAUAGCAAGAGCCUUGAUAAACUACCGUAUCAAGGAAAACAUCGGCACGGGAAGCUCCUCGAGCGCACCGGUUCCGUUCGCAAAGAAGUUCUUUAUGCAGAACCCUAGACCAACAAGUCCACAGCCUUCUCCUGCAACCACAUCAAGAAUCUUACCUUUUAUUUGCCCAAAGCCUUCUUCUCGAACCAGAUCCUUAGCAUCAGCGGCUUCCAUCGAGAGAACCAUAGCAGCCGCUCUCGAAAACCGAAGCUACAGGCCACAGCAGAGAUUCGCAACUCCAGGGACAGUAGCUCCUCCUCCUCCUUAUGUUCCUAUGAGGCAUUUAAGAUCUUCGCAUUGCCACGGGAUGGCGCCACCUGUCACGAUCAGAACCGCUGUACCGGUCUUCUCUGCUCCUCCAAUGCCUCCUCCACCUUCUUCUACAAACACUCAGCAGCAGCUACCUUCUUCUUUGUAUGUCCCGUCGAUGAUGAGAGCUGCACCCGUGAGAAUCGCGCAGCCUGUCACGAUCAGAACCGCCGUGCCGGUUUUCGCUUCUGCGCCACCACCGGUUAGAAAGGAAGAGACUUUACCUGUUAGGAAAGUGAAUAUCCAAAACCCUGCAAAGCCCGCCAUUGAAGUAGAAGAAAGAACAACACCAGUCUUGCCUGAUACUCUCGAAAUUGGAGAAGAAGCAAGUGCUGCUAAAACAGCUUCAGAGAGUGAGAAAACAACAACAGCGAAGGAAACAGAGAGAGCAGCAUCGAAAGGAGAACCAGAGAAGACAGCAAGAGAGCGACUUGAGAAUCUCAAGCUCUGGUAG